AUGUCUCUCAAGCAGGAGAUCGAAACGUGGGUAGGAGCGCUGGCCGCUUACGACAAUAACGAAUUCGACGAAGCCCUCAAGUUCUUCGAUGCCAUCUCCGACACCUCCAAGAUCCUCUUCAACAUGGGCGUCAUCCACGCCACACUGGGCGAGCACGAGAGAGCCGUCGAAUGCUACCAGCGCGCUGUGCGCCUGGAUCAGUACCUCGCCGUCGCAUACUUCCAGCAAGGCGUCUCCAACUUCCUGAUGGGCGACUUUGAGGAAGCAUUGGCCAAUUUCAACGACACGCUUCUCUACCUGCGCGGCAACAACAACAUCGACUACGAGCAGUUGGGCCUGAAGUUCAAGCUGUACUCGUGCGAGGUGCUUUUCAACCGUGGUCUGUGCUACAUCUACCUCCAACAACAGGAUGCAGGCUUGCAGGACCUGUCGUUCGCCGCCAAGGAAAAGGUGGUUCCCGACCACGACGUCAUCGACGAAGCUAUCCGGGAGGAGGCCGAGGGCUACACCGUCUUCUCGAUUCCUGUCGGCAUUGUAUACCGCCCGAACGAAGCGAAGGUGAAGAACUUGAAGGCCAAGGACUACCUCGGAAAGGCCCGUCUCGUCGCUGCCUCUGACCGGUCCAAUGCCUUCACUGGCUUCGCUGGUGCUGAGAUUAAGAGGAUCAACCAGGAGUCUGCUGCUGGCCUGAAUUCCAAGGACGACAGACCGGAUGAUAAGGUCUCUUACGCUGCAACAAACCUUGUGAAGCCAGGAUUGAGUAGUCGAUCGAGACAGCAGUCGGAGCCGCCCAUCAACCGCAACAUGUUCCCUCCCACGCCUCCCCCGGAGGAGACGAAGGCCUCCCCCAAUGGAUACACUGCUCGGUCCCAGUCCGUUCGCGGCGAAGGCCGGAAACCCGCACCCUUGGAGCUUGGACGGGCUGCGUUUGACCAGUCCCCGAAGAGCCAGCAGCCUCGCCCGAUGCCCCAAAGAUCCAUGUCCGAGCGCCCGAGACCGACACGUGAGCUUUCUACCUCAUCGAGGAGUACGAGGAAUCCCGGUCCCAGCAUGCGUCCCCGUAUCCUCUCGGACGAGGACGACCCCGCGAGCGCUUACCCCGACGAUGUGUACGACAUGUAUGGCCGGGCUGAGCGCCCUAGCUACGCCGGACGCUCGAAAUCGACACGUCGCCCGCCGCAGCAAAGACCCAUGUACAUCGAAGAGGAAGAGGAGGACGCUUUUGAUCAGUCUGACGUCGAUUCUGGCGAGUUCGAGAUGGUGCCCGCGCGUGCUCGCAGCACGAGACGCCCGUCGACGACCAGCCGCGCUCGCGGACAAUCUCAGAGGCGCAGCGUUGGUCUCCGCACGAUUCGAGUCAAGGUGCACGCGGAUGAUACGCGCUAUGUGUUCCUCGACCCCUACGCUCGCUUCGAUCAAUUUGUGGCUCAGAUCAGAGACAAGUUCGGGUUGAGGGCGAACUUCAAGAUCAAGAUCAAGGACGAGCAGGACUACAUUACCAUGAGCGACCAAGACGAUCUGGACAUGGCGAUCAUGACGUGCAAACAGGAGGCGAAGAGGGAACAGGCGGAAAUGGGAAAGAUGGAGAUCUGGGUGCAAGUUGUGUAG
Molecule: messenger RNA, 1608 nt
Organism: Diplodia corticola
Lineage: Eukaryota; Fungi; Ascomycota; Dothideomycetes; Botryosphaeriales; Botryosphaeriaceae
Product: cutinase
Exons: 4
Coding region: 1-1608 (535 amino acids)
Molecular function (GO): protein binding
Source: RefSeq, a predicted model, not a curated record